GACGAGAGGGAGGGAAGGUGGGCGGGGGCAGGUACCACGUGCUGCACCCAUUAAAGCCGUUUAGUGACUCGAAGUCCUCUCUCCUCUGUCACUGGCUAUGAUGAACAAGGAAGAGAGAGAGAGAGAGAGAGGGACCCCCACACCUUCACUGUUUCUUCUUCAGUUCCUCUCUCUCUCUCUCUCUCUACAUCGCUCACUUUGUCUCUGAGCUGCUGAAUAGCCCCCAAACAAACUCAAACCUACCUCCUCCCUCAUUCAUGAUUUUUAAAACCUCCCAACUGCACACUCCUCCUCCCAAUAACCCACUCCCACAAGAAACACCCCCCCUCCCAUUCCCUCCUUCCUUCUACCUCUGCGGAACACAUCACAUUUUCUCCUCCUCCCUGUCUCUGUCUCUGUCUCUGUCCCUCUCUAUCUGGGCUGCUUCGUUGCUGCUCUGGGCUCUUGAUUUGUUCGCGCCCCUUGAUUGUUAAUGAUUGAUUGUUGCCCCCACUUAGUUCCCGUCUCUCAAUUGCCAAGAUGUCGGAAGCCCAGAGGGAGUCGACAAAGCUCAGCCUCGGGCACGUGAACUUGAACGGGCAUGUAAAUGGCGCGGUGCCGAUACGGAGCCCUGCCACCAUCUCUGAAGUGGACGAGUUCUGCAGAGCCCUUGGAGGCAAAAGACCGAUCCAUAGUAUCUUGAUAGCGAACAAUGGAAUGGCUGCGGUCAAGUUCAUAAGGAGUGUGAGGACAUGGGCUUAUGAGACGUUCGGCACCGAGAAGGCCAUUCUCUUGGUUGCUAUGGCUACUCCAGAGGACAUGAGAAUCAAUGCCGAGCAUAUUAGGAUUGCUGAUCAGUUCGUGGAAGUUCCUGGUGGGACCAACAAUAACAAUUAUGCCAAUGUGCAGCUCAUUGUAGAGAUGGCCGAGAGUACCCAUGUUGAUGCCGUGUGGCCUGGUUGGGGCCAUGCAUCGGAGAACCCUGAGCUACCCGAUGCAUUGAGUGCAAAGGGGAUUGUAUUUCUUGGACCUCCUGCUACUUCUAUGGCAGCAUUGGGAGAUAAGAUUGGUUCGUCUCUCAUUGCUCAAACGGCGGAAGUGCCCACUCUUCCGUGGAGUGGUUCUCAUGUAAAGAUUUCUCCAGACGGUUGCUUGGUGACAAUUCCCGAAGAGAUAUACAGGGAAGCUUGCGUAUAUACUACAGAGGAGGCAAUAGUAAGUUGUCAAGUUGUCGGUUACCCUGCAAUGAUCAAGGCAUCUUGGGGGGGUGGCGGUAAGGGUAUACGAAAGGUUCAUAAUGAUGAUGAAGUUCGGGCCUUGUUCAAGCAAGUUCAGGGUGAAGUUCCUGGCUCGCCUAUAUUCAUAAUGAAAGUUGCUUCCCAGAGCCGGCAUUUAGAGGUCCAACUGCUCUGUGAUCAGUACAGCAAUGUUGCUGCUCUGCACAGUCGUGAUUGUAGUGUCCAAAGACGUCACCAAAAGAUUAUCGAGGAAGGUCCGAUCACUGUUGCUCCUUUAGAAACUGUUAAGAAGUUAGAGCAGGCAGCUCGAAGGUUAGCGAAAUGUGUAAAUUAUGUUGGAGCAGCGACUGUCGAGUACCUGUACAGUAUGGACACUGGAGAAUACUACUUUCUGGAGCUCAAUCCUAGGUUACAGGUGGAGCAUCCUGUCACCGAAUGGAUUGCUGAAAUAAAUCUACCAGCUGCCCAAGUUGUAGUAGGGAUGGGAAUUCCACUAUGGCAGAUCCCAGAGAUAAGGCGGUUUUAUGGCAUGGAGCAUGGUGGAGGGUAUGAUUCUUGGAGGAAAACUUCGCCAGUUGCCACUCCCUUUGAUUUCGAUAAGGCAGAGUCAACAAGGCCAAAGGGUCACUGUGUAGCUGUCCGUGUCACCAGUGAGGACCCAGAUGAUGGGUUUAAGCCUACUAGUGGGAAAGUACAGGAAUUAAGUUUCAAAAGCAAGCCGAAUGUGUGGGCUUACUUUUCUGUCAAGUCUGGAGGAGGCAUACAUGAAUUCUCGGACUCACAAUUUGGACAUGUUUUUGCCUUUGGAGAGUCCAGAGCUCUAGCUAUCGCAAACAUGGUUCUCGGAUUGAAAGAAAUUCAGAUUCGCGGUGAGAUCCGUACAAAUGUCGACUACACGAUUGAUCUUCUGCAUGCUUUCGAGUAUAGGGAGAACAAGAUACACACGGGGUGGUUGGACAGCAGGAUUGCUAUGCGGGUCAGAGCUGAAAGGCCACCUUGGUAUCUCUCUGUUGUUGGAGGGGCAUUAUAUAAAGCAACUGCCAGCAGCGCUGCUGUUGUUUCAGAUUAUGUGGGUUACCUUGAGAAGGGGCAAAUACCUCCCAAGCAUAUAUCGCUUGUCAACUCUCAAGUGUCUUUGAACAUAGAAGGAAGCAAAUACACGAUUGACAGGGUUAGAGGUGGUCCGGGAAGCUACAGAUUGAAGAUGAACGAGUCUGAGAUUGAGGCAGAGAUCCACACUUUACGUGAUGGCGGUCUACUAAUGCAGUUGGAUGGAAACAGUCAUGUUAUAUAUGCUGAAGAAGAGGCAGCUGGAACUCGUCUCCUCAUCGAUGGAAGGACUUGUUUGCUCCAGAAUGAUCACGAUCCAUCAAAGUUGAUGGCGGAGACACCAUGCAAGCUCCUAAGGUAUCUGGUCUCUGAUGGUAGCCAUAUAGAUGCUGACACACCUUACGCUGAGGUUGAGGUCAUGAAGAUGUGUAUGCCUCUUCUCUCACCUGCUUCUGGGGUUGUUAAAUUUGAGAUGUCUGAAGGCCAAGCCAUGCAGGCUGGUGAGCUCAUAGCAAGGCUGGACCUGGAUGAUCCUUCAGCCGUUAGAAAAGCCGAGCCUUUCCAUGGCAGUUUUCCGGUCCUGGGCCCACCUACUGCUGUUUCUGGGAAGGUUCAUCAGAGAUGUGCAGCGAGCUUAAAUGCAGCACGAAUGAUUCUUGCUGGUUACGAACAUAACAUUGAUGAAGUUGUCCAAAACUUGCUUGCUUGUCUUGAUAGUCCAGAGCUCCCAUACCUUCAAUGGCAAGAGUGCCUGUCCGUUCUCGCAAAUCGUCUUCCAAAGGAACUCAGAAACGAGUUGGAAUCAAGGUACAAAGAAUUCGAAAGCAUUUCUGGCUCUCACAAUGUUGACUUCCCAGCAAAAUCGCUCCGGGGCAUUCUCGAAGCUCAUCUGUCCACUUGUUCUGAGAAAGAGAAGGGAUCCCAGGAAAGGCUUGUAGAGCCAUUGAUGAGCCUCGUGAAGUCUUACGAGGGUGGAAGAGAAAGUCACGCCCGUGUUAUUGUUCAGUCCUUAUUCGAAGAAUAUCUCUCGGUCGAAGAGUUAUUUAGUGACAACAUCCAGGCUGACGUGAUUGAACGUCUUCGGCUUCAGUAUAAGAAGGAUCUGUUGAAAGUUGUUGAUAUAGUGCUCUCUCAUCAGGGCGUUAAAAGUAAAAAUAAGCUGAUAUUGCGACUCAUGGAACAACUUGUUUACCCUAACCCUGCUGCUUACAGAAAGAAAUUAAUCCGUUUCUCCACUUUAAACCACACAAACUAUUCUGAGUUAGCCUUGAAGGCAAGUCAGCUGCUGGAGCAGACCAAGUUGAGUGAACUUCGGUCCAAUAUUGCCAGAAGUCUUUCAGAACUAGAGAUGUUUACUGAGGAUGGUGAGAACAUGGACACCCCAAAGAGGAAAAGCGCCAUUAACGAGAGGAUAGAAGAUUUGGUAAGUGCUCCAUUGGCAGUGGAGGAUGCUCUUGUUGGUCUUUUUGACCACAGCGAUCAUACUCUUCAGAGGCGGGUUGUGGAGAGUUAUGUUCGAAGGCUGUACCAGCCCUACCUUGUGAAGGGUAGUGUCAGGAUGCAGUGGCACCGGUCAGGUCUCAUAGCCUCAUGGGAGUUCUUGGAAGAGCAUAUUGAGAGGAAAAAUGGUGGCGAAGAUUAUUUACCUGAUAAGCAAUUGGUUGAGAAGCACAGUGAGAGGAGAUGGGGUGCCAUGGUCAUCAUAAAAUCCCUCCAAUUAUUGCCUGCAAUCAUUAGUGCUGCAUUGAGGGAGACGACUCAUAACCUUAUCGAGGCCAUCCCCAAUGGCUGUGCUGAACCAAAGAGCUAUGGUAACAUGAUGCACAUCGCAUUGGUGGGGAUCAACAAUCAGAUGAGUCUUCUUCAAGACAGUGGUGAUGAGGAUCAGGCGCAAGAAAGAAUUAACAAGUUAGCAAAGAUUCUUAAAGAGCGGGAGCUAAGCGCGAGUCUCCGAAGCUCUGGUGUUGGAGUAAUCAGCUGCAUCAUACAGAGGGACGAAGGCCGGGCACCAAUGAGGCACUCAUUUCACUGGGCAGCAGAAAAAUCCUACUUUGAGGAAGAUGCACUGUUACGGCAUUUGGAGCCACCUCUAUCAAUUUACCUCGAAUUGGACAAGCUCAAGGGUUAUGAGAAUAUCCGCUACACUCCCUCUAGAGACCGCCAGUGGCAUCUCUACACAGUUUCAGACAAGCCCCUGCCCAUCCAGAGGAUGUUCCUCAGGACACUCGUGAGGCAGCCUGCAGCGAGCAGCAAUUUCACUACUUAUCAGGGCAUGGACAUGGUACCUGUGGGCUCUGAGAACAUGUCAUACACUUCCAGGAGCAUUCUGAGAUCAUUACUGGUGGCACUGGAAGAGCUGGAACUCAAUGCCCAUAAUGCGAAAGGGAAAUAUGACUACGCCCACAUGUACCUCUAUGUUGUGCAGGAGCAACAACUUGGUGAUCUCAUGCCUUUCAUCAAGAGAAUUGAGGUGGAUGCAGAGAAAGAAGAGUCUGCGGUUGAAGUUAUAUUGGAUGAAUUGGCGCAUGAAAUUCAUGCAUCCGUUGGAGUGGGAAUGUAUAGGUUAGGUGUUUGUGAGUGGGAAGUGAAGCUCUGGAUCGCAUCUUCGGGGCCUGCAAACGGUGCGUGGAGAUUCGUGGUCACAAAUGUGACAGGACAUACAUGCACAACCCAUAUCUACCGUGAGUUAGAGGAUACUGGCAAACACGGAGUGAUGUAUCAUUCCAUAUCUUCCCAGGGCCCUUUGCAUGGUGUGCUGGUUAAUGCACAGUAUAAACCUCUGAGAGCUCUUGAAAGGAAACGUCUCUCUGCCAGAGCAAAUGGAACCACUUACUGCUACGACUUCCCUCUUGCAUUCCACACAUCCCUGGAGCAGGUAUGGGCAUCCCAGGUUCCAGGCUACAGCAAAAAGCCCAAGGAAAAAAAUCUUGUAAGAGUGACCGAGCUAAAGUUUGCUGACAGAAGUGGGACCUGGGGCACUCCUCUCGUCCCUGUGGUCCGUGAACCCGGGAACAAUGAUGUGGGCAUGGUGGCUUGGCUCAUGGAGAUGUACACUCCUGAAUUCCCUUCUGGGAGGAGAGUAUACAUCGUUGCAAAUGACGUCACCUUCAAGGCGGGUUCAUUUGGUCCCAGAGAGGACGCCUUCUUCCAUGCAGUGACGGAGCUUGCAUGUGCCGAGAAAUUACCCCUGAUAUACUUGGCUGCAAACUCAGGGGCGCGGUUGGGGGUCGCCGAGGAAGUCAAAGCCCGGUUCAGGAUUGGAUGGUCGGAUGAGUCGAACCCUGAGCGUGGAUUCCAGUAUGUGUACUUGACCCCUGAGGAUUUCUCUGAGAUUUCAACAUCAGUGCUUGCCCAUGAGUUGAAAAUGCCAGAUGGGGAAGUUCGGUGGGUUAUUGAUACUGUUGUAGGGAAGGAGGAUGGUCUUGGAGUUGAGAAUUUAAGUGGAAGUGGGGCAAUUGCCAGUGCCUACUCGAAAGCAUACAAGGAGACUUUUACCUUAACAUACGUGACGGGAAGGACUGUAGGAAUUGGGGCUUACCUUGCUCGGCUUGGGAUGAGGUGCAUUCAGAGGCUCGAUCAGCCCAUUAUCUUGACUGGCUUCUCUGCACUGAACAAACUUCUGGGCCGUGAGGUGUACAGCUCCCACAUGCAGCUUGGUGGGCCCAAGAUCAUGGCCACUAAUGGUGUGGUCCAUCUCACAGUCUCGGACGAUCUUGAAGGGGUCUCGGCGAUCUUGAAUUGGCUGAGCUACGUUCCUCCCCAUGUGGGAGGCCCACUUCCCAUGUCCAGUUCGUUGGAUCCUCCAGAGAGGCCCGUGGAGUAUGUUGCAGAGAAUUCAUGCGAUCCUCGGGCUGCCAUUUGCGGUUCUUUGGAUAGCACGGGGAAGUGGGCAGGAGGAAUUUUUGACAAGGAUAGCUUUGUUGAAACCUUGAAGGGCUGGGCCAGGACGGUUGUAACGGGCAGGGCCAAGCUCGGGGGUAUUCCUGUGGGAAUAGUGGCAGUUGAGACCCAGACAGUGAUGCAAGUGAUUCCUGCUGACCCGGGUCAGCUGGAUUCCCACGAGCGGGUGGUCCCACAGGCAGGUCAAGUUUGGUUCCCUGAUUCUGCCACCAAGACAGCCCAGGCACUGCUCGAUUUUAACCGAGAAGAGUUGCCACUGUUCAUCCUUGCCAACUGGCGGGGCUUCUCAGGUGGGCAGAGGGACCUGUUCGAGGGGAUACUUCAAGCUGGAUCCACAAUAGUGGAAAAUCUCCGGACCUAUAAGCAACCCGUGUUUAUUUACAUCCCAAUGAUGGGAGAGCUCCGUGGUGGGGCCUGGGUGGUUGUUGACAGUCGAAUCAACUCUGACCACAUUGAGAUGUAUGCUGACCGGACGGCUAAGGGCAAUGUGCUCGAGCCUGAGGGCAUGAUCGAGAUCAAGUUCAAGACAAGGGAGCUGUUGGAAUGCAUGGGAAGGCUUGAUAGGGAGCUAAUCGAUCUGAGGACAAAGCUCGAAGAAUCAAGAUCCGCCGGUUGUAGAGCAAUGGUCGAGGAGUUGCAACAGAAAAUUAAGGCUCGAGAGAGGACCCUUCUGCCUGUUUACACCCAAAUAGCCACAAAAUUCGCGGAACUCCAUGAUACUUCACUUAGGAUGGCCGCGAAGGGGGUGAUAAGGGAAGUCAUCGAUUGGAAGAAAUCACGCUAUUUCUUCUAUAAGAGACUUUAUCGAAGAAUUUCUGAGGCUUUGCUUGUGAGGACUGUCAGAGAAGCUGCAGGCGAUCGGCUAUCUCAUAGUUCAGCGAUUGACAUGAUAAAGAACUGGUUCUUAAGUUCAGACCAUGCAAAAGGGAAGGCAGAAGGAGAUGCUUGGGUGGACGAUGAGGCUUUCUUUUCGUGGAAGGAUGACCCCAGGAAUUAUGAAGAGCAGCUCAAGGAAUUGCGAGCCCAGAAGGUUUUGCUGCAGUUGACGAGAAUCGGUGACUCAACGUUGGAUCUGCAAGCUCUGCCACAAGGUCUUGCUGCCCUUCUAAGCAAGGUGGAUCCAUCGAGUCGAGCGAAUUUGAUCAAUGAACUCCUGAAGGUGCUUAAUUGAAUGCAUUCGGCUGUGCAUAUUAGUGCAUGAUAGAUCGAUGGUUGAUGCUAAGCAAAAUACCAUCAUGGAAAAACGAGGUUAAGAUCGUCUCCCCGAGCUGUAGAUUCUUUCUUUAAUAUAGUCGAUAUUAAUUUAUAGGGUCGUAGGAUUUCUGGAGAGUAUAGAUGGAGGACCGGUUACCAAUGAGCAGAGGCUUUUGUUCGUCUGUUAGUUCAAUACCAGUCGAUAGUUUACAUGUUCUUCGUGAAAACUAUUUGUAAUUAUUUCAUCAAUAAUCAAUAAAUUUCGUUAAGCCGAA
Molecule: messenger RNA, 7636 nt
Organism: Punica granatum (pomegranate)
Lineage: Eukaryota; Viridiplantae; Streptophyta; Magnoliopsida; Myrtales; Lythraceae
Source: RefSeq, a predicted model, not a curated record